CCAACAAGGAAGAACUGGCUUUCUAAGGAGUCGACAGACAGGCAGGCGAAAGGCGUUGUAAACAACUGAGAUAUAUAUAAAAAAAAUACAGAUUACAUUACACAAUACCUUCGUGUUCCUAGUCUAAUUUCGUCUUGAUUCAUAAGAAACAAACUAUUGGAAAAGGUUUCGUCCUCCGACGUGCUGUCACUGUGAGCUAAAUUGAAGCUUUGUAAGGUUAGCCAUAGCUAGUUAGCGUAGCCACCUCUCCAACAGUCAAGAAAGCCAGUACUGGAAUAGUAGUAGCCGUGACACCUCAAACCUUUCCAAGAUGAUCGCACUUAUUAACAAGCUCCUUGACUGGUUCAAAGCCUUGUUUUGGAAGGAGGAGAUGGAGUUGACAUUGGUUGGACUCCAGUAUUCGGGCAAGACGACAUUCGUAAACGUGAUUGCGUCGGGUCAGUUCAGCGAAGACAUGAUUCCUACCGUGGGAUUCAACAUGAGGAAGAUUACCAAGGGUAACGUAACCAUCAAGCUGUGGGACAUCGGAGGUCAACCCCGCUUCAGAAGUAUGUGGGAGCGGUACUGCAGAGGGGUCAGUGCCAUUGUGUACAUGGUAGAUGCAGCAGACCCAGAGAAGAUAGAGGCGUCGAAGAACGAGCUCCACAACCUGCUGGACAAGCCUCAGCUGCAGGGCAUACCUGUGCUGGUUCUGGGGAACAAGAGGGACUUGCAUGGGGCUCUGGAUGAGAAGGAGCUGAUAGAGAAAAUGAACCUGUCAGCCAUCCAGGAUAGAGAGAUCUGUUGCUACUCUAUCUCCUGCAAGGAGAAGGACAACAUUGACAUCACACUACAGUGGUUGAUCCAGCACUCCAGAACCAAGAGGAGCUCUUGAGAACAUGGCCGUCUAUGACACAGUCCUGAGAACACCAACACCCCCAUCCCUCUACCCUCCACAGCUUGUCCAUAACCCCUAUCCCCCCCUCCCCUGUCUUUUUUUCUAAUGUUUCCUCUUUUUUUUUGGAUGCCCUUUGCCCCUUCGCUAGAGCCCCAAGGCCCCCCCCCCCCUCCCGCUGAGGCAACGCAAAGACCUUUUACUUGCACUGUUCAUUUUCGUUUUUGUAAAAUAAUCUUCUUGUGACACGCAUUUGUCUUCAGGUGGUUAAGCUGCCCUGUAAAAAAAAAAAAAAGAAAAAAAAAAAAGAAAGAAAAUCAAAAUCCUUCAUAUUUCAGCAGAUGCAGGGACCGGGAAGAGUCGAGGCUGAGUUUUAUAUCAACCCCUAGACUCUGACCCCGACCUCUUACCACCCCCUCACCAGAGGCUGUGCAGCUUCUUCUGGCAUGUUGCUAGUAAUUCAAACGCCCUAAGAUUUACCAGAACUAGGUGGGAGGAGGCUAGGUGGUAAGAGUUAGGAGCCAGGUCAGUAGUAGUAAGGGGGUAAAGCGGAUGACUGGGUGGAGGGGGGGGGGCUAGGGGUUUUGGAUCCAGUGAGCCUUCAGUCAGUCACUGAGUCAUGUGGAUAUGUUGUUACAGUGGGGUGAGAGGAGCAGUUCUAGAAUGUCUUCUGUCAUUGAUCUCUAGGGAUGAUGAGCCGGUCUACAGAGAAACAUCCAUGCUCCGUCCCCCUACCUGAAAUGCAGCUCGCAGGCCAUGUUUGUACCCUUUCAUCCUCCCAUCCUAGAAGGGAUCACUGAUCUCGCAUGAUGGGAUGGUUCAUACUAGCUUUGUACGGCAUACAGUAGCUUUCGCCUAUCCGGUCAUGUUAGAUCAGUGAUGACCUCAAGGAGGGGUGGAAGGAAGGUUGCAGUUUAAGUGUAUUGAAAUCCGGCCCCCUAGUCUGGUCCUGUGUCACUGUCAUGGCUGCCUGUCACCUAAGUGGUCAAGCAAUAUCUGCUGUUUGUUGUUCACGACUGAACCACAAAACACAACAUCUCUUUCACUGGUCAGCAUCUUCUGUACCGUGCUUUAUUAUUGGCUGAUCAAGUUGUUCUCCUGUACGGCCAGUCAGAUUAUGAACAGUCUCUAUGUAGGUACAGGUGAUAGGUCUGUCCAUCAGUUUAAUAGGAGCGCAACCUGGUUUAGCCCAGGUGGGUGGAAUAUUUUUGCUUUGGAAGAUGCCAUUAGAUAAAAGGCAAAAUUCCAUCCUCCUCGAUCAAUCCGUGUGUCAAAAUAAUCACACUCUGGAGAACGCCGCUGGCUAUAAUGAACAGCAGGCAGCCAAUCAGAGCACACUGUUAGACAUCUCAUACCAACUAACAAUUGAAGCUUCUGUCUGAUUUUGUAAUUUAUGAAUGACUCUGCUUCUUACAUCGCCAAACGUAACCAUGGAUUAUUGACUAGGAACAACACAAGGAUCAUUACUUAUUUGUUUGCAUGCUCGGGCAUAAGUAUUUGUGGGACCUUUGAGAAUUAACUAUAAAUGGUUAUUUUUAUGGCAAAUAUAGUAAAUACUGUAUCAGUUUUAACCUGUUUGUACAUUAUUGUUUCAAUUCAGUUGUGUUUUUAAUAGGACAUGCUUGUGUAUGAUACUAACUAAAGACUAUGUUGAAAAUAACUUAA
Molecule: messenger RNA, 2539 nt
Organism: Osmerus eperlanus (European smelt)
Lineage: Eukaryota; Metazoa; Chordata; Actinopteri; Osmeriformes; Osmeridae
Product: ADP-ribosylation factor-like protein 8A
Exons: 7
Coding region: 311-874 (187 amino acids)
Biological process (GO): protein transport; anterograde axonal transport
Cellular component (GO): lysosomal membrane
Molecular function (GO): GTPase activity; GTP binding
Source: RefSeq, a predicted model, not a curated record